AUGGCUCUGACAAUGUUCACACGUUCUGUAAAUAUACGAAAUGUAAUGAAGUUGAACAACAUUAGUGCAGUUGGAGGCACACUAAAUGUCAAGCAACAUUUGAAUGUAUCACAUAAAUCUUACACUGUCUCUGUUGAGAAUGUUAACAAAAUACUUGGUGAUACAUCUGGGAAAAAAUCAGAGAAAGGAAUGAAUAAAGUUAUGAGACUGUAUUUACAGAGAUCUAGAGAAUAUCAGGAAUUCGUGGAAAAAGAAAUAGUUAAAUAUGAUUUAGGAAAACGACAUUUAGCUAAUAUGAUGGGCGAAGAUCCUGAUCAGUUUAGCGAUGAUCAAAUUACUAAAUCAAUAGAAUAUUUGUUACCUUCUGGUUUAUAUGAUUGGCGAGCACGUCCUAUGAUGAUACAUCCAAAUAAAUUAUUUGAAAAAAGGAAAGAAGCACAAUUUGAUGAAAGUGGUAGACCAUUUCAUUUUUUGUUCUAUACAUGCAAACCUAAUUAUUACAGUAUACUUUACGACAUUGCAGACUCAAUAAGAUAUUUAAAUAGAAUAGAAGACAUGAAAAUUGCUACACGUGGAGUACCCUCCAGCCAGGACAAAUUUAAUGCGGUGGGUACAGAUUGGUUUACAAAAGAGGAACUUGAAUCUAGUGUAAUGGAAGUGCUUAAGACAGCAGAUUAUGAAUACUUUGUUAAAAGUUUCAAUAGAGUGAUUGAGCAUCCCAUGUCACAUUACAAAUAUGAUUUUAUUAUGAAAUAUAGAAAUAAAUUGAAAGUAAUUACCCAAAGUACAGAACUUCCACCUAUGGAAUAUGAUAGCAAUGACAGACCUUUUGUUUUAAUUAAAAACUGUAAGAGGAAAAAUGCACACGGCGAUGUUAAAGUGCUAGGUGAUGGAUCUGGAAAGUUUACUAUUAAUGGACAAGAUCUUACAUACUUUCAGAAUGUCUUACACCGUGAACAGUUGCUUACAGUAUUCGAUAGCUAA
Molecule: messenger RNA, 984 nt
Organism: Hylaeus volcanicus
Lineage: Eukaryota; Metazoa; Arthropoda; Insecta; Hymenoptera; Colletidae
Gene: mRpS9
Product: 28S ribosomal protein S9, mitochondrial
Exons: 10
Coding region: 1-984 (327 amino acids)
Source: RefSeq, a predicted model, not a curated record